AUGAGACGCAUCGCUAAAAGGGGGGACGCGUCGCGCCUUUAUCUGGGCACCUGCGCCUAUGCGUGCUCAGCAAGCCGCCAACUUCCUCUACACUCUCCUUCACCCUCAUCGGCAUCUCACCACCCAUCUCCGCCGAUUCCAAUCGCCGCCAUCACCAUAGAAGCCUCUCAACAGUCGAGGGCAUCACCAAGCUCGAUAGUUCUCGUCUUCGCCUACUGCUUCCCGUUCUUUUCUUUUCCCUUUCGCUCCAUCCGCCGCCAAGGGCGUGCUUCUGUUGCUCCGGUCGUGGUCGCCACCCCAAAGGGUUGUCGAGUUUGUGUAGGUUAUCACCAGUCGAGUUGGGGUGCGUUUCCUUGUAUGCCUGUUGCUGUUGGCCAGAAAAGCAUGGGAACCACCAUGGCAGCCGCCAUGGCGGCUAUCACCUUGCUACCGUCGCCUUAUGCCACAAAGAGGGUGGUUGGCUUCCCUCUCCGAGUAAAGGAAUGA
Messenger RNA from Lactuca saligna, 486 nucleotides. Lineage: Eukaryota; Viridiplantae; Streptophyta; Magnoliopsida; Asterales; Asteraceae. The record is from the annotation of a GenBank genome assembly.